GAAUUUUUAUUUUUAGUGAUAAGAUUCUUUACCACCAGUUGAUAUAUUAUCGACUGUUAUUCAAUAAAGAUUAAAAAUUCCACUCGAUGUCCCUAGUAGUUUCUCUACGUGCUGGUAAACGAAGACCAUUGUAUUAUUGAUCGCUAGAAACGCAUGCGCAUGGCUUAAUAGGAUCAUAUGUGGGAAGCGUAACGCGAGCUGUAUUGAAAGAAACGUAAGCAGCUGCAACACUUAGCGUGGCGCAAAUCAACGGAGCUUUUUGUUCGAAAGUUACUUUAACGAUUUGUCAUAUUUCAUUGACAAAACAGUUAAUUUCUGAAAUUUAAUCCAUUGAUAUAUUCCGUACAGUACUUUUGUUUAAAAUCGCGCUUUUAAACGCGAAUAAGACAUAGACUAACGUUGAUUUAAAUAUUUACGUAAGUCCGUCAAAGUGUUUCUUGGUGCGUUUUUAAACGAAACUCGAAGAUGUGAUCGAGUUUUAUCGAUUACGAUUAUUUGUAUAAGGUGUUAAGAAAAGAUAAAAGUGUCACGUUGAAAGUAUAAAUAUUAAUAAUAAAGGAAGAUAUGGUGGACGUUACAACAGCUUUGCCAUCCUCGGCAGGAGACUCUUUAAUUGGUCGAACUCGAGGAGCUCUCAGAACUGUAAGAUCCGCUUUAGGAGGUAGCGGCGAAUACCUUCAAGGCUUAGGGAAUAGAAUAGGAUCAGCAUUGAGUAAUAGUUUAGAAGAGAAUGAGUUGACAACACCGUCCUCGACUCCCUCGUCACCCCCCCAUCAACCAGUGAAAGAAGAGGAGCACUUGGCGCGUAGAAAAUUGAGACUUCCAAGAUUCGGUGCAGGCUUGUCAUAUGAGGAUUACGAAGCAAUGGCGAGGCAUAAAUUGGAGCGACAAGGUAGUGCCAGCUUGUCGAGAAUUUCGAGAAAGUAUCCACGUGGAAUGACGUAUGAGGAGAUAGCUUCAUCAAGAUCAACCUCGCGUAAGAGACGAGAAGAGAAAUCUAACGAGUACGAGGACAACAGUCCAGACAGAGAUAGCCAAGAGAGUAUAGAACCACUUCAGGAAAAGGACAUCAAAGCUACCGGACCUGAUCCUUAUGAGAAAUUGAAUUAUAAAGCAGCAAGGGCCCCGACCCGCUAUCAGACGGUCAUUUUUCGGUUAGAUAUGCCUUGUAGCAGCGAUUCGACCAGCGAUCAGGAUGGUUACGGCCCGAGCACCAGUUUAGAUUCGAACAUGGAUGGACGUAGAUUUUGGCAAAGAUCAGGUUCCUCUAGUUCCGUUCAAUCUUGGGCAUCUAGUUUAUCAGCUGACAGUCAAUCGGAAGAGGCGGCUGCUGAUUUUAUGAAAACUUUUGUCCCUUUGCUUUUCGAGGCUCCGAAUACCAUAGAUCAAGAACAAAAGGCCAAUUUCGGUCAAAUGGUCCUUACGGAAUCCGGUAGGAUAUGGUUCUCCAGAGUGGUUAAUGCGAGAAGAGCACGUGCGUGCGUAACAGAAGCUUCAUUUUACUCGCUCGCUCAACAUUUCGCCGUGGCACUUUUCGAAUGCCACGAAGCUGACGAUUUUGCACCAGCCAAAAAUCUAAUGAACAUGUGUUUUACCUUUUAUCAUGAGGUCGAGGUACCAGGCUUGGAACCAUAUCGAGAAUAUCUCUACACGCAUUUACGCGUUCAACCAAUCUGGACAUCAAUGAGGUUUUGGACUGCAGCUUUUUUCGAUGCCGUGCAAUGUGAAAGAGCCUUAAGGCCGGUACCAUCAAGGCCAAAGUCUCUCGAUCAGGAAGCGAUUGCGACAGAAGACAGAAAAUUUCAAGCUAAUAUAGUCUUCGGACAAUUAGGUACCUUUACCUGUAACAUGCACGCCUUCGGUCUAUCCCGUGCCCUUUGUUUGGAGUUUCUCAGAAAACAGUGCGUGAUUGCAAAUUUAACAAGAGAUCAAGAAAAAAUGCUACGCGAUAAUAUAGAAAGGAUGUAUAAUGAAACCGAACCAUGGCGGUAGUUUCAUUUCUUAUGAUAAUUUUAUGAAUUUUUACUUAUCAAAUUAUCAUAUAGAAUGAUGAGAAAACGACACUGUAUAAAUCUGUAAUCGUCGAUGAAACAAGGGUGCGAAUUGCGAUAUCGUCAAUUAAAAUUUAAAAAUAUAUCUAAAAAGUGGAUUCCACGUGAUAUCUUGAUAUCGAAUACAGUGAGAGGUAUUGUCAAUUUUUCAUGUGAAUAAGGGUAAAAGCGAUUGUGAUGAAAGUAUUCGAGAUAUUAUGUAUUAUAACGGUGAUUCAUAAAGCUAAAAAUGAAACGUGUGUUCAAAAAUUUACCAUAGCAAAUGCAAUUGUAUUAACGUUCGUGAUAUACGACGACGAAUCUUUGAUUGUACACUUUGAAUGUUAUGCAAUUUAUGAUAAAGCACAAAUUUCAUUUUUACCUUGACAAUACUUAUUAAUUAAUAUGCAUAUAAAUAAUAAUUAUAUGCAUUUUAAAUAAUAAUUAUACAAAAAAAAAAACAAUCAUUUCGUUUUCUCCAAACGGCAUAAAUAUACUAAUAGAGUCAGGCUUAAUAAUGACAAUAAAAUUUGAGGUUCUAAUCUCGGUUACUCGUCAAUAUUCGUAUUGUUUGAUAAAAUUCGUAUUGUUAUUUAUAAACGAAAUGAUUCAUCUCGUAAUAAAUUUACAAAAAUAUAUGAAACUGAAAUAAUCAUGGGAAGUACAUACGAUUGCUAUUAGUUGACGUAGUAAUUAGAGGAUUGUUGUAUUAUAUAUACUUAAUGGAAUAAUAUGUUUUUAAACAUUACAUGUAACAUAUAACAGGCAUUUUCAAAAAGAGAUCAGGAAUAUGAGGUCAGAAAGGGACGAAAAUAUUUUAAAACCAAUUUACUCCGCUAAUGUUAAAGCUAAAUUUUAUUUUCAAAAUAGUGACAAUGUAAAUACGAUGUUAUACGAAAACUUAUGUAUUUAAAGACAUAUCAUCAAAUCGUGAUCAUUUAUAGACACAUAAUUCAUUGUCAGAAUGAUACGAGAUAUUUACGACGAAUAAGAAUUUUUCGUUUGGAUGAAGAUUUCUACAUAUUUGUGUUGUAUUGCACCAUACGAAUUAUCGUAUCAUUUACCAUACUCGUGUAUCGUUGGAUCGGAUGAAUACGUCCUUUUAAUUGUGUUGCAUUAUUUGAUCCUUGCGCAACUCAUUCAAACUCUUUUUCAAGGCAAAUCGGUUUGUAGCAGUCGUCGUGACAUUUUUCCCGGAUGUCGUGGUUGAUCUAAUCAUUGGACUACUGGACCUCAAAGACUUCAUUAUAUCCAUAUUAUUUAAAACUCCUUUAGGGAUAGAAUAUUUCUUAUCCAUUUUAUCUAUUAUUUUUGGACUUUUUUUAGGCGAAUUUUUAUUAAAAUCGGUGUCACGUUCAAUCGUCUCGUUUCGAUCAAUAAUAAUUUUCGAAUUCCAAGAUUUGUUUUUUUCUCUCAUUGGAAUUUUAUUCGCAGAACGAUCCGAUUCAUUUGCCUUAACAUUGUCGAGCAUAGAAUCAUUCGAUAAUGUAGUCAUUUUCGAAUCCCAGGAUUUAUUUUUUUCUUUCAUUGGAAUUUUAUUCAUAGAACGAUCCGAUUCAUUCGCCUUAAUAUUGUCGAUCAUAGAAUCAUUCGAUAAUGUAGUCAUGGAAUCAGAAUUUUCCGAUAAACGAUCGAGUUUUGAAUUACUUUGAUCUCUCUUCGAAUCUUUCAUCGUAUUUAUUGUUUUACGAGUUUCCUCUAUCUUUUUCGUUGGAUCAGAGGAAGUUUUCGAAUUAUUGAGAUAACUGAAAUCGUAAUCGAAUACUGUCCUAGGACUACGAAUUCUCUUUAGACUUUCCUCUAUCAGAUAAGCCAACUCGAAAUUUUCAUUCUUCAUGACCAACGAUUCGUCCAAAAAAGAUCUAUCAGUACUUAAAAUCAUCGGAUUAUCUUGUGUUAAUACUUUUCCCUUGGUUUUAUUUUUAGGUCGAGAUUUGUUUUUAAUUUGUUGACCAAUCGAAGCCCCGUCGUUCGAUUUUAUUAUCGAUGCAGUACUUUUACUAUGUACAUUCUUUUUCGAAUCACCGAAUUUACCUUUCCCCGUUAUAUCCAUAGUCAUAUUAGUAUUUUUCGCGGUGAUAACAGAUUUUUUAUUUCGUUGCAUUGUACUAUUUUUUUGAGUGACCGUCAUCGAAUCAGAAAAUGAUUCACGAACGUCGUGCUUCGAUUCUAUUUUCCGUACAUUCGAUUUUUCUUUUUUUACAUCCUUUGCAUUUUGAGUUUUAUUUACUUUCGCGUUAUUGACCUUCUUGAUGUUUGUAUUUAUUUUCUUGUCCAUUUGAAUCGUUUUAGCGGAGUCAUCGAUCUUAUUAUUUCUAAAUGAUUUCGUUAAAUUUGUCUCUGCAUUUUUCUGAGUAAUUUGCAAGGGUGUUACAGUCUCGCUGCUCAUAGACGAACUUGAUGCUUUGGAUACAGUUUUUAAUGGUCCGCUUAUGGAUUUAGUCAGUCGAUGCUGCAUUUUCAAAUUUUCAUAUUUGGUCGUUGAUCCUGGUAUCUAUGAAAGUAUUGAAAUCAUAAAAUCCAUAUAUUGUAUAAUAUAUACGGUUGUUAUCACUCGCCUAAUAAAAAUUGUCCAUACUUUA
Molecule: messenger RNA, 4612 nt
Organism: Vespula pensylvanica (western yellowjacket)
Lineage: Eukaryota; Metazoa; Arthropoda; Insecta; Hymenoptera; Vespidae
Exons: 10
Coding region: 565-1992 (475 amino acids)
Source: RefSeq, a predicted model, not a curated record